UUCUGCUCGAGUGUUCUUCAGGAACCGGAAGCCCAGACCCGCCGUUAAUGUCACUGUGCACGGCUCAUGGAGAAGACCAAACGACAGCAAGAGGACUACCGGCUUUACAAGCAAAUGAAGCAACUGAGAAACCCCCUGGACGGAGUCAGCAUACCUGACAGUCAUGGACAUAUUGACCCCUCUCUGCGACCCGUCUGGGAACUAGCUUUUCUCGGCAGCUCUUACGUGAUGUGGGAGAAGACAACGCGGUUUUUGCACUACUACAUGGCACAGCUGAGCGGCGUGAAGCAGUGGGAAACAAACGAUGGUGCGAUUGAUUUUGAUUAUACUGUUCUACUCCAUGAAUUCUCAACGCAGGAAAUCAUUCCCUGUCGCAUUCACUUGGUCUGGUCCCCUGGCAAACCACUUACAGUGAAGUACCACUGUCAAGAGCUGCUGGCACCAGAAGACGCCUCUGGAACUGAAGAAGGAUCAGCUGUGGCACCAACAGAGCUUAGUAAUUUCUGAAAAGAAAAGAAAGAUCUGUUUAUACCAAGUUCUACACAAAAUGACCAUACCGAAUAGCCUGAAUCAUUAUUCUAGUAAAAUAGCUAAGGCAUAGGCUUUUUGAUAAUUUGGGAAAGACUGUGAUUUCAAGUAAAUACUCAAAAAUUAAAAGAUGUUGGGAUUUUUGUUUUUCA
This is a messenger RNA of Equus caballus (horse), 680 nucleotides long. RefSeq names its product retinoic acid receptor responder 1 (gene RARRES1). The record is from RefSeq and is a predicted model, not a curated record. Gene Ontology annotation, molecular function: metalloendopeptidase inhibitor activity. NCBI's taxonomy places the organism in Eukaryota, Metazoa, Chordata, Mammalia, Perissodactyla, Equidae.